UGCAUCAAGCACUGAACCUCUUAACUGCACAAAGAGGUGGGUGAGCAUGCAGCGCUGUAGCCAAGACUCCCAAGUGCUUGCUCCACCGCGUCCAGUUCCACAGCAGUGUGGUGAGAACUCCUGAAGACAUUUUCAUUUUCACUUCUGAGCGGUGAAUUGCUCUCAGCACUCCUCCCCCAGACUUUCUGCAGCAGCACCUUGUGAUUGUCCAACCUGUGAAGUUUCUGGCAUGGAGUGCAUAUGAUCAGAAAGGCUGGACAUUUCUCCCCUCCUCCUCCUCCUCUUUUUUUUUUUUUUUUCCAGUUAGGUUUUUACUUUUUCUUUGAUUUCAAAGGGAUUUCAAAGCUGUCUUUUACAGCUCUCAAGAUUUGAGCCGAAAUGAAUGAUAGACAAAGCAGAAAAGUAGCAUUAGUACUUCAGGUAUUAUUGUACUCUGUUUGUGUUUUAAUAAUCUAAGGUACACUUUUACUGUGACUGCUAACAGUAAAGUUACUUUCUUAAAAAGUAUAUGAAUACUGAAUUCCUUGUUAUCUACUCACAAUUUUUUUUUAAUAGUCGAACACAAAAUGAAGGUCACCCAAAAUGGUUCGUUCUGGGUGUUGGACAAGUCAUAAAAGGGUUAGAUAUUGCUAUGAUGAAUAUGUGUCCUGGAGAAAAACGAAAGGUGACCAUUCCUCCGUCGUUAGCAUAUGGACAGCAAGGAUACGCACAGGGAAAGAUUCCACCCAAUGCAACACUGAUCUUUGAAAUUGAACUUUAUGCGGUAAAUAAGGGACCACGCAGUGUUGAAGCAUUUAAUCAAAUAGACAAGGACAGUGACAAGAAGCUCUCUCAACUUGAGAUAAGCCAGUAUUUGAAGGAAGAAUUUGCAAGAGAUGGCAAAAAACGUCAUCCCUCAGUCCAUGAUGAAAUCUUAGCUGAUAUAUUCAAGAAGAACGACCAUGAUGGAGAUGGUUUCAUAUCAGCAAAAGAGUACAACGUCUAUCAGCAUGAUGAACUCUAAGUACUUACAAAAUCUCUGGCUGUUUUCUGGACAUUGAAUUUAAAAAAUUUGGAAAAUAAUUCUUUGUCACAUAAUUUUUUACAUUUUUUAUAGUGGCAUAUUUUAUAUCUUUUAAGAUAUUUGUAAAAAUCUUGUUUUUUAACACUUUAUUAGUCAAAUGUGUGAUAGAUUUUACAACAGAAAGAAAUAAAAUUGGAAAACAG
Messenger RNA from Struthio camelus australis, 1206 nucleotides. The record is from RefSeq and is a predicted model, not a curated record. NCBI's taxonomy places the organism in Eukaryota, Metazoa, Chordata, Aves, Struthioniformes, Struthionidae.